This is a messenger RNA of Sceloporus undulatus (fence lizard), 2685 nucleotides long. It is a transcript of the gene DNAJC30, whose product is annotated as DnaJ heat shock protein family (Hsp40) member C30. The record is from RefSeq and is a predicted model, not a curated record. NCBI's taxonomy places the organism in Eukaryota, Metazoa, Chordata, Lepidosauria, Squamata, Phrynosomatidae. The transcript has a single exon. Bases 445 to 1143 code for a protein of 232 amino acids.
AUUCACCAACAACGUCAUGGAAGACCCGCCCCUUCACCGUCCGCUUUUCUUAUUGGUCAAGCUGCCCGUCCAUCUUCGUCACUCUCCUCUUCCCCCGCUCCCCUCCUCCCCUCCCUCCAUCUUCGAGGCGGCGUUUCCCCAUUGGCCGCCGGGCCGACGCCGGCUUGUGACGUCAUGCCCGCUGCUCCGCCUCGCCUCUCACUGUGACGCCCCUUGCCGGCUUAGAGGUAAAACCUCUUCCUCUUUCCAUUGGCUGAGCUCUACGUCUAUCUAGAGGUGAACCAAUAGCGACUCGUAUCUCGCCUCUUCCCAACCAGGAAGCGCUUUCCCAUUGGUCGUUUCGAGUAAGGGCAUAAAGCGGCCGGCCGGCUCCUCCAGGGCGAGACAAAAUGGCGGCGGUCAGGAGCCUAGAGGCCCAAGAAGUGGGACCUUGAGGGGUUCUCUAUGGCUUUGGCUGGGGCCUUGGGGAGGCCUCCGCUUUCCUAUGGGGCCAGAGCGGCCUUGCAAGCCUUGGGCCUCCCUUUAGGCCUCCCUUUGGGCACCAGAGGCCUCUCAGGAUCCAACCAAUCAGGCCCUACUGGGAGUGGAGGAGCCUGGGGCCGCCCUGCUUCCCCAAGGGGCCUCUAUGAGAUCCUGGGGGUGACCCCCACAGCCACCCAGGCCCAGAUCAAGACGGCUUACUACAAGCAGUCCUUCCUCUAUCACCCGGACCGCAACGCCGGCAGCGAGGAUGCGGCCAGGCAGUUCACCCGCGUCAACGAAGCCUACCUGGUCCUGGGCAGCGUCAGCCUGCGCAAGAAGUACGACCGCGGCCUCCUCAGCCGGGAGGACCUCCGCACGGCCGGGAAGCCCUCAGGGAAAGAAUGGGGGGCCAGCGACGGUGUCGUAACUACGCCGCCGAGGAGGACCCAGACCUUCAGCGCUGGCCGGGUGCCCGUUAAGCCCGUCUUCGACUUCGACGCGUUCUACCGGGCGCACUAUGGGGAGCAGCUGGAGCGGGAGCAGUUCCUGCGGGAGAGGCGGCGGGAGCACCAGCGGCGCAAGGAGGAGGCGCAGAAGAAGUGGCAGCUGCAGAGCUUGAGCGAGUUGGGGCUCGCUGUCCUCUUCGUCGCCACCAUGGUCCUUCUCUUCAACCUCAAGUGAGAGAGGAAGAAGGAGAAGGCGACGGCGCCAGGUGUUUUGGGGGUCACCGUCCUCUUCAUCACCGCCAUGGCCCUCCUUUUGAACCUCAAGUGAGAAAGGAAGAGAAGACGGUGUCGCCAGAUGUUUGGGGGCCGCCAUCCUCUUCGUCGCUGUCCUCGUCGUCGCCGCCACGGCCGAACCUCAAGUUUGCCAUCACCAUGGCCCUCCUCUUGAAUCUUAAGUGAGAAAAGAAGAGAAGACGGCAUUGCCAGAUGUUUGGGGGUCGCCAUCGCCUUUUCCGCCACCAUGGCCUUCCUCUUGAACCUCAAGUGAGGAAGAAGGGGAAGACAGCGUUGCCAGAUGUUUGGGGGGCGCCGUCCUCUUUGCUGCCGCCAUGGUCCUCCUCUUGAACCUCAAGUGAGAAAAGAAGAGAAGACAACAUUGCCAGAUGUUUGGGGGUUGCCUUUCUCUUUGUUGCCACCAUGGCCCUCCUCUUGAACCUCAAGUGAGGAAGAAAGAGGAGACGCCUUUACUAGAGGUCUACCUCUUGUGGGAGUAGAAGCCUUGGACCAGGAACACUCUCUCUCAUUCACAGGCGCCAGAACCUCUCUCAAAAUGGCUGGUGCCCAAAGUAUAGGGGCAUAUGGGGUGGUCUUCGUUUACCUCACAGGUAUCAUCUGCGCUUAUCAGUCCCCCACAGGACACGAUUCACAGUUUAUGAACUAUUCAGAAGGUUGGCUCCAAUUGAAAGUGUCCAGAUGUCGGUUCCGAUUAAAAGAAAAUGAAGCAGAAUUCACUUUGCCUUAGUUACCUACCCCAGUCUUGCCAUCCAGUUACUGUGGCCUUGGAUUUGGGUUGCCUCAUGGGUGGAGGUUUGAGUGGAUUUCUACACUUCAUUGCACUUUGAGGAGACAUUAGCAAUAUUUGUCACUGUUUGGACUGAGCGUGGUGCUUUGGUCAGCCGAGUGCCAUACCUCAAUCUUGGAAAGCCUCCCUUCCUCGAUUCGUGUCUGUUUCGCCAGCAUCUGUGGCUUUGGCAUCUUCAGAGAGAGAUGCCAAAGCCACAGAUGCUGGUGAAACAUCAGGAAUAAACUCUUCUAGAACAUGGCCACGAAAAACCACGUACAAAUUGUUCACUGUUGAUGGUGGGAAACAACAGCUAUCCAGAUGAUUUUGAGCUACAGCUCCCAGCAGCCCAGCCAGCCUAGCUCAUGGUGGUGAGGAAUGAUAGGAGCUGCAGUCCAAAAUUCCUUGGAAGGCUACAUAUCCCCCAAAUGCUAUGGAUGCCUCUCUAGGCAGCGGAAGAGAAGUGACUUCUUAGCUGCUGAGUUUGGGAUGCUGCUGCAGGAGUUGCCCUCUCCUCACAUUUCUUUCAUUGAGUGAACUACUGCUGAUUUUGCCCACACUGAUCUUGGGAACGUAACCGAGGGAGUGCGAUGCUUUAAUCUGUGUGUGUACGAGGGAUUUAAAGAAAUUAUGUAUAUGAGACUUAUUUUAAUUUAUAAAGACACAAGGAAUGAGGUUAGACCUGUCUCCUCGUCCUUCGUUGUGGUGAUCCUUGGA